AGAUUGCACAUGUAUUUUCAUAUGUCAACAUGGAAGCUGCAAGAUUUGCCGCGAGGCGGCGCAAUUAUCCCCGCGUGAGGAGAGAUGACCGGUCUGAUUUCAUACAAAUUCAAGGUUCAAUGAGGUGGAAAGAACCUGACCAACACACAUGAGUGGUCUCUAACAUCCCUGGGUAUCAAAGAGCAAAUAAAAGGGGGUGUGGAUGUCGUGACCACCAUCAAAUCUUUAGCUUGUCUACAAGUGACAAUACAAAGAAAAAGGAAAUGGAGAGCGUUGAAGAUUUUGAAAUUAAUGUGGACAAAAUUGAAGAUACUGAUGGCAACGACAGUGGUAUUUGUGAUCUGGACUUAUCUACUGACUCUUCCAACAAUUCCAGUUUUCAGACACCGCCGUCAAAAUCUCGGGUUCCUGAAGAUAUUCGUCUUCGAGUGAAUAGUCGGGAACGAGAGAGAAUGCACAACCUGAACGCGGCACUGGACAGUUUGAGACAAGUGCUUCCGUACUCUAAUGGUCCAACGGUUAAGAAAUUGUCCAAAAUGUCAACUCUUCUCUUGGCAAGAAACUAUGUCAUGGCUCUUACCAAAUCACUAGAGGAACUGAAAAAAAUGGUGAACGAUCUUUCAAGCAAAGGACAACAGAAUGCGCAAUUAAAAGAUAUUUCUAGACUAUCGAGAGCGGAGAUGGCGGGCCAACAUCGGGUUCGAACACCUUAUUCACGGACUGAAAUGUUUCCAAAGUCAAGAUAUUCACCUUAUCAGACAAAAUCCUCUCGCCGACAGUUAGGCGACAUACUUCCAACGUCACAUUCCAAUAUUAACCACUCAGGAAUCCCGGAAUGCCCUGUGCCUCUUGCAGAAAUUGCCAAUGUGCACAAUUUGCAGAAAACGGUGGAGAAACCAAAACUUAGUUUUUCCGUAGAAUCGCUCUUGGAGAAACCGACGAAGAAAGAGGACAACCGACCUAUUUCAUACCAAGACACAGAAGAUAAUUCCUCAAGGGUUUGGAGCGCGGGUGUGUUUGGGGCGCUUCCUCACGUUCAACCCAACCCUUACAGUUAUCACCACGUGCACUCGCUUUCAUAUCCGUAUCAACAGAGUGGACUAACAUUCAUGUGA
Molecule: messenger RNA, 1115 nt
Organism: Saccostrea echinata
Lineage: Eukaryota; Metazoa; Mollusca; Bivalvia; Ostreida; Ostreidae
Product: neurogenic differentiation factor 4-like
Exons: 1
Coding region: 264-1115 (283 amino acids)
Molecular function (GO): protein dimerization activity
Source: RefSeq, a predicted model, not a curated record